AUGAAGUCAAUUCUAAUUACUAUUCUCCUGCUGCUGCCAUUUGCAUACAGUGAUACUAGAGAAUGUGGAGCCGUGACUGCAACCCGUGAUGGUCUCAAAGCAGCUGCUCUGUGGACAGUUCAAAGCCAAAAAACUAUUCAGUAUACUCAGGAUAUCCCAACGCGCUGGUCCGGAAUUGAUAAUCAUACAUGUCCCUUUACGGAUGUGCCAGCUUACGCAGAUUGCAGCUCCUUCGUUACUUGGUUGUAUUGGAGUGCCUUCGGACUGGGUCCAGACUAUCUGAAUGGAGAAAAUUGGAGUGCUGGUUAUACGGGAUCAAUGGGCACCAAUGGAAUAACGGUUUCGCUCACCGAUGCUCAACCUGGGGGCGUUGUUUUAUAUGGCGUACCCCCAUAUGAUCAUGCUGUUAUGUAUAUUGGGGAUGAUGGGAAUGGCAACAACGGUGUUAGUUUUGGGAUAACCGGACCAGCAAUACUUCUCAACAUUAACUAUCGUAAUGACUUUGUUAUUGAAAGUUAUCCCAAUUUUUUCACUCAAAACUAA
Molecule: messenger RNA, 543 nt
Organism: Paraglomus brasilianum
Lineage: Eukaryota; Fungi; Glomeromycota; Glomeromycetes; Paraglomerales; Paraglomeraceae
Source: the annotation of a GenBank genome assembly